Messenger RNA from Gossypium raimondii (Peruvian cotton), 2097 nucleotides. RefSeq names its product T-complex protein 1 subunit eta. The record is from RefSeq and is a predicted model, not a curated record. Gene Ontology annotation, molecular function: ATP hydrolysis activity; ATP binding; ATP-dependent protein folding chaperone. NCBI's taxonomy places the organism in Eukaryota, Viridiplantae, Streptophyta, Magnoliopsida, Malvales, Malvaceae. Gene Ontology annotation, cellular component: chaperonin-containing T-complex. The transcript has 14 exons. Bases 147 to 1835 code for a protein of 562 amino acids. Gene Ontology annotation, biological process: protein folding.
AAAGUCAUUAUAGUUUAAGGGAUAUAAGCAUAUAGUCUAAAAGGUUAAACACCCAAAUUCGGCCUUCCGAAGGAGUUAAACCCCUAAAAACACUUUCUUCUUCCAGCUCUCUUCUCCCUUAAACAGCAAGCUUAACCCUAGCAACAAUGGCAUCCAUGCUGCAACCCCAAAUCAUUCUUUUGAAAGAAGGGACGGACACAUCACAGGGGAAGGCGCAGCUCGUCAGCAACAUAAACGCUUGCACCGCAGUGGCUGAUGUGGUUAGAACGACCCUGGGUCCCAGGGGCAUGGACAAGCUCAUCCACGAUGACAAAGGAAAUGUCACCAUUUCCAACGAUGGCGCCACCAUCAUGAAGCUCCUCGAUAUUGUCCAUCCUGCCGCCAAGAUCCUUGUUGAUAUCGCCAAGUCUCAGGACUCAGAGGUUGGUGAUGGUACUACAACUGUUGUACUGCUAGCAGGAGAAUUUUUAAAAGAGGCCAAGCCUUUUGUAGAGGAUGGAGUCCACCCUCAAAAUCUUAUUCGCAGUUAUCGAACUGCUUGCAAUUUGGCAAUUGAGAAGAUCAAAGAACUAGCUGUUAGUAUAGAGGGGAAAAGUCUAGAAGAGAAGAAAAGCUUAUUAGCUAAAUGUGCUGCUACAACACUUUCUUCAAAACUCAUUGGUGGAGAAAAGGAGUUCUUUGCAUCAAUGGUUGUGGAUGCUGUUAUUGCUAUUGGCAGUGAAGAUAGGUUGAAUAUGAUUGGGAUUAAGAAGGUUCCUGGUGGUAACAUGAGGGAUUCCUUUUUGGUUAAUGGUGUUGCCUUUAAAAAGACAUUUUCAUAUGCUGGUUUUGAGCAGCAGCCAAAGAAGUUUAUGAAUCCCAGAAUACUUCUGUUAAACAUCGAGUUGGAACUGAAAUCUGAGAAAGAAAAUGCUGAGAUAAGACUUUCAGAUCCAUCACAAUAUCAAUCAAUAGUUGAUGCAGAAUGGAAUAUCAUUUAUGACAAGUUGGAUAAAUGUGUGAAGAGUGGUGCAAAAGUUGUUCUUUCACGGUUGGCUAUUGGUGAUUUGGCGACACAGUAUUUUGCAGAUAGAGAUAUUUUCUGUGCUGGUCGUGUAGCUGAGGAAGAUCUUAAUCGGGUUGCUGCUGCAACUGGUGGAACCAUACAAACAUCUGUUAACAAUAUAAUUGAUGAGGUUCUAGGAACAUGUGAGGUUUUUGAGGAAAAGCAGGUUGGAAAUGAAAGAUUUAAUAUAUUCAGCGGUUGCCCAUCAGGACGGACAGCUACUAUAGUUCUACGUGGUGGAGCAGAUCAGUUCAUUGAAGAAGCUGAGAGGAGCUUACAUGAUGCAAUUAUGAUUGUUAGAAGAGCUUUGAAGAACUCUACUGUAGUUGCUGGAGGUGGUGCUAUAGAUAUGGAGAUAAGUCGAUACUUGAGGCAGCAUGCACGCACAAUAGCUGGGAAAUCUCAACUUUUUAUUAACUCUUAUGCAAAAGCACUUGAGGUUAUUCCACGGCAGCUUUGUGACAAUGCUGGAUUUGAUGCAACUGAUGUGUUGAACAAAUUAAGGCACAAGCAUGCACUUCCAUCUGGUGAGGGUGCACCUUACGGGGUGGACAUCAACUCUGGUGGAAUAGCAGAUUCAUUUGCAAACUUUGUGUGGGAGCCAUCUGUUGUAAAGAUCAAUGCAAUCAAUGCUGCAACUGAGGCUGCAUGUCUUAUUCUAAGUGUCGAUGAGACUGUUAAGAAUCCCAAGUCGGAGAGUGCCCAGGGAGAAGCUGCUGCAAGUGCCAUGGGUGGCAGAGGUCGCGGAGGUGGUUUCCCUGGCCGUGGACGAGGAAUGAGGAGGCGUUGAGAUAGCUGUUUCAUUUUUUUGUUAUCAAAUUUUAUUUCCUUGUACGUCGUAGAUGAACUACCAUUUUAAGGGCCAAAAUGUGAAGGUGCCUAUUUAGAUGUGGCAUCCGAAUGACCAAAAUCUGGGAUUGAAUGUUGGAUUUUUUGUGCACUCUGGCUGGUGCUUUCGUUUGCUGUAGAAAAUUACACUUGUUCCUUAAAUUUAUUUUUCAAAGGAAUUUUUGUUUGUGAGUGAAGGAAAAUGAAAAUCUGUUUUUAAUUAA